UACCACUUCCUUCCAAAUUUUGACUCAAUCCUCCAUAGAUCCAACUGCUUCACUUCUUGCUAUUGGGUUUGUAACUCCAACAGCUCCAUCUUGAUCAUGUAUUCUUCUCCCUAUUUAAACAGAAAGAAUCCAUCUGCAUUCUCAAUUUCAGAAACCUUUAUUCCUGUUGUCCAUCAGCUCUAGAAACUAAGCAAAGCUUAAGGAUACCUACUAACUCUACAGAAAUCAAGAUGAUGUUCAGGCAAGCAUCACCUUCUCUCUCCCUUCUGGUGCUAAUUGCCACCAUUCAGAUGGCAAGAAUCAUUACCACUGUUGAUGGGGCUGCAGCCGGAGGUUCUAUCAUGGAGUUGUACAUGCACGACAUCCUGGGGGGCAGUAAUCCUACGGCUAGGCCAAUAACUGGUUUGCUUGGAAACAUUUACAGUGGUCAGGUACCCUUUGCUAGGCCUGUAGGAUUCUUCCCUCCAAAAAAUGGGGUCGCCAUCCCAAAUGCCAAUGGUGCAAUCCCCACUGUCAAUGCCAAUGGUGUCCCACUUGGUACAGGUUUAUCUGGUACAACUUUUGCCGGUUCUCCAACUGGCCAAUCCACCAAUGAUCAGUCUAUACAAUUGGGACCUGAUGGUUUGGGUUUGGGGUUUGGUACAAUCACCGUCAUCGACGACAUUUUGACGAGUACAACUGACUUGGGGGGUCAGCAAAUUGGAAAAGCACAGGGUGUGUAUGUGGCAAGCUCCGCCGAUGGGACAACACAAAUGAUGGUGUUCUCAGCUAUGAUUGAGGGUGGAGAAUAUGGAGACAGUCUCAACUUCUUUGGGGUGUACAAGAUUGGGAGUUCCAUGUCACGUUUAUCAGUGACUGGUGGGACUGGAAAGUAUGAAAAUGCUUGUGGAUAUGCUGAGGUCCGGCCACUCAUCCCACCUGGUCAGCAUGUCACUGAUGGAGCAGAGACACUGCUAAGAAUCACAGCCUAUCUCACCUAGUACAAAUGUCCUGGACAUUGAAAAGCAAAUGUCAGCUGAUUGUUUGGAAGUUGGAAAUUAUUGUGAGGUUGUUUUGUAGUUCUCCUGCUAUUGUGAAUUGUGGUAGCUUGUGAGUCAAGUUGCAUUUUAAUGUGUAUCAACAUAUAAAAGUUGUAAUUUCUGUCAAUGAAAGUAUUUUAAGUGUUGCUUGAA
This is a messenger RNA of Macadamia integrifolia, 1172 nucleotides long. Its product is annotated as dirigent protein 16-like. Bases 231 to 980 code for a protein of 249 amino acids. The record is from RefSeq and is a predicted model, not a curated record. The transcript has a single exon. NCBI's taxonomy places the organism in Eukaryota, Viridiplantae, Streptophyta, Magnoliopsida, Proteales, Proteaceae.